Molecule: messenger RNA, 1170 nt
Organism: Drosophila rhopaloa
Lineage: Eukaryota; Metazoa; Arthropoda; Insecta; Diptera; Drosophilidae
Gene: Rbp1
Product: RNA-binding protein 1
Exons: 3
Coding region: 153-692 (179 amino acids)
Biological process (GO): mRNA splicing, via spliceosome
Cellular component (GO): nuclear speck
Molecular function (GO): RNA binding
Source: RefSeq, a predicted model, not a curated record
AUUCGGUCACACUUUAGGUGAUUGUAAUAAAUAAGAAACAGGCCUGGUUUUGUAAAAAAAAAUAAUCAAAAUCUAGUUAAUUUUUAGCAGUAAACCCGAUAUUCGUGUUUUAGCCGCUCACAUUCUCCCGCAAGACUCACGACACCCCAAAAAUGCCCCGGUACAAGGAGUGGGACCUGGCCUGCAAAGUGUAUGUCGGCAACCUGGGCAGCUCCGCGUCCAAGUACGAGAUCGAGGGAGCUUUCAGUAAAUACGGACCAUUGCGCAACGUAUGGGUGGCCCGUAAUCCGCCAGGUUUCGCCUUCGUGGAGUUCGAAGACCGACGGGACGCGGAGGAUGCAAAGCGUGCUCUGGACGGAACACGCUGCUGCGGCGCCAGAAUUCGCGUGGAGAUGUCAUCGGGGCGUUCCCGGCGCUACAGGAUAACUCCUUCGGCUAGAACUACUUCCACUGCUACUUCUUCCUUCUUCAACAUCAACAAUCUACAACAGCAACCAUCUUCACAGCCACAGCCAACAACCUUCAACUUGCAACUCCAAAUUACCCAUGUUCAGCGUCACAGCCUCACAGAAGUUUUGAUUAGCAACCCAAAUGAUUUCAUCGUAGAAGAAGCAUUGCAGUCGCCAAAGAGUUCUACUAAUGAAGUUAUCCCGCGUAUCCCUCAGAUAAUUGCUUACAAAUAUUUUUUUUAAUUUAGUGUUUAAUAACAGGGCUCGUCUUGGCGGUUUAUUGAGCUUUCUCGGCGAUUUUACUUUUUACUUGCUGGCCCAAGUUCGUUUCAAAGGAAGUAUUAUAGAUUUGUCCGUCGAUUUUGUCAUUGCGAAUUUGUCCUUCCAAAAUGUGGAAAGAUUUAAAUUAACCAAGUAGCUACAGGGUUUUCCUAAAACUUUCUAUUAACUUUUUAAUUUGCUCUUUGCCACAUAAAUACUCAAUACCAAAUUGGAUUAUACUUACCUUAACUUAAAUUAGAUCAAAAAGUUGCACAGCUUUCAUUUCCUGUGAAUAAUGUUAUAUUGCGAAUAAGAUUUUGCCAAACCCGCAUUUACCUGAUAGUGUCACAUUUUUUUGUACAGCUUUUUGUAAGUCGCGUAUGUACAUACACUUUUAAAUAUUCUAAGCAGAAAGUUGACUUGUAGUUUUGUUAAUAUUAUUAAUUUUCUUUUCUUUACC